This is a messenger RNA of Parascedosporium putredinis, 1230 nucleotides long. NCBI's taxonomy places the organism in Eukaryota, Fungi, Ascomycota, Sordariomycetes, Microascales, Microascaceae. The record is from the annotation of a GenBank genome assembly.
AUGACUACCGAUAUCAAAGACCCCCAGAUCGAGCAUCUUGAUGCCUCCACAACUGAGAAAUCCCAGGUACUGAUCACAGAUGAAGCAUGGGUACAGCGCGAGAAGAAACUCGUGCGGAGACUCGACUGGACGUUGAUGCCAAUGCUCUGGGUGUUGUAUCUCUUCAACUACCUAGACCGUAACAAUAUCGCCCAGGCUAAACUCGACACGUUUGAAAAAGAUCUCGGCCUUACCGGCAACCAAUUCAACGUCGCCGUAUCUAUCCUAAACGUAGGGUAUAUGCUGAUGCAACUCCCGAGUAACAUGAUUCUCACUCGAGUACGCCCAUCCAUUUACAUGCCCGCCUGGGUUGCUGCCUGGUCCGUCGUAUCCGCCAGUACCGCCCUCGUCCACAACUUCAGCGGUCUCAUCGCCGUCCGCUUCAUCCUCGGCAUCACCGAGGCCCCCUUCUUUCCCGGCGCCUACUACGUGCUCUCCUGCUGGUACACCAAGAAGGAAUUGGCCCUCCGCAUCGCAAUCUUGUACUCGGGCCUCGUCCUCGCGACGGCCAUUUCGGGGCUCUUGGCCGCGGGCAUCUUUUCCGGUCUGUCCGGCGCCCGGGACAUUGCUGGUUGGCGCUGGCUGUUCAUCAUCGAGGGAGUUGGCAGUUUCAUUGCCGCCAUCGUGGCGUUCUUUGUCCUUCUCGACUACCCAGAGUCCGAUACGGGAGCUGGGAAGUGGCUCUUUACCGAGGAGGAGCGUAAAUUCGCUGCCGAGCGCAUGGCGCGCCAGGAGGUGUCGAAUCAAGAAUCGAACCGUUCGGUUUGGUAUGGUCUCAAGUUGGCAUGCAUGGACUACCGAAUGUGGAUAUUCUCCUUUAUUCUCAUCAGCAACCACACGGCUUAUGGGUUCAACAACUUCUACCCAUCCAUUGUCCGCGGCUUCAACCUUGGAAGCCGCACAUUGGGCUGCCAGCUCCUGAGCCAGACGCCCGAGAAGCGCGCUUGCGUGGGUGCCAUCAUCAACCUUAUGAGCCAGCUCGGUAAUAUCUGGAGCCCGUAUUUCUUUUCCCCGGGAGACGAGCCCCGCUACACCAAGGCCAUGAUUCUCAUGGUUGCGUUUUCGGUGGCUAGCAUGAUAGGAUGCUGGACGAUGAAGUUGAUUCUCAGGCGCGAUAACAAGAAAUUGAUUGCCGCGCAUGAAGCGGAUUGGAAUAUGGUACGCGAUGGUUAUGACGUCUGCGGAUGCUAA